Closterium sp. NIES-65 is the source of this 2094-nucleotide messenger RNA. NCBI's taxonomy places the organism in Eukaryota, Viridiplantae, Streptophyta, Zygnematophyceae, Desmidiales, Closteriaceae. The record is from the annotation of a GenBank genome assembly.
AUGGCUAGCCCUCCUGUGCUGGCUUUCGAUGCUGAGGGCCGCCCAGUGAAGUUCGAAACCUGGCUAGAUGACCUACACCUCUUCCUACAGCUCACUGCCAAGGAGGACAUCUCACUGUACGUUCACGCCCUAGGCCAUGCUCCUGCUCCUGCUACUACUGCUGACAGCACUGCCCGCUCACAGUGGCAGACUCGUGACGCCCACGCUCGCUUCGCUAUUCGCAACUCCCUGCCGAUAGAUGAGCGCGAGCACUUUGGGCAGCACAAGACUGCACAGGCACUGUACACUGCUGUCGUUGCCCGCUACUCCUCACCGGCCUCUGCCGCACUAGGCCGUCUCUCUCUUCCCUACCUGUUCCCCGACUUAGCCUCUUUCCACACAGUCGCUGACCUCAUUACGCACCUCCGCACUAGUGAGGCUCGCUUCCGCGCCGCCAUGCCUGAUGAGUUCCUUGCCAAGAACCCACCCCCGCUCUGGCUCACUCUCUACCACCUAGUCACCCGCCUCCCUGACACUCUGCGCUCAGUCAGGGACCACUUCCUAGCUCGCUGCCCCACUGAGCUCACCAUUGCCCUCCUUGAGAAGGAACUCCUUGCAGCUGAGGCUAGCAUAGUCGCUGUAGGUGCCUCUCGUGGCGACCCCCGUUCCCCGUUUUUUGAGGGGUGUUCUCCUUCCCCCCUUCUUCCCUCUGUCGCCUCUGCUGCUGCUGUCGACCUCCUUGGUGCUGAGAAGGUCGGGCCGGUGUCUGCUUCGAGCGGGCGCUGCAGCGGCAAGGGCAAAGGGGGCAAGGGCGGUGGUGGUGACAGCGGGGGAGGCGGUGGUGGGGGCGGUGGCGGCGGUGGGGGUGGUGGCGCGACUGGAGGGGCUAGUGGCAGCGGUGGGGGUGGUGGCGGCAGCGGCGGGGGAGGUGGCAGGGGCGGAGGCGGUGGUGGGGGUGGCGGUGGACGCGGCGGCGGCAGGGGUUGGGGUGGUCGAGGAGGUGGUGGCGGCGGUGGUGGUCGUGGAGCCGCUGGCGGUGGCCAGGGCCAGCAGCACACUCCGUCGCCCCAGGAGGUCCGUGAGUGGUACUCUCAGCACGGGGAGGGGGGGGGGGGGGGGGGGGGGGUGGCUUUAGCUGCACGUACGUCAUUCGCACUGGUGACCGCACUGAAGGGGAUUGAUAUCUAUGCUCUAGACUUUGAUGCUAUUCUCACUGCUAUGUAUGUGAUGUCUACUAGUGGAGAGGGUGCUGAGUACCUGUGUGUGCCGCCCGAUCCGGGCAUUAGGACUAGUGCAUUUGCCGCUCCAGGUACUCGCGUGUCUGCUACCCCAGGUGCUGGUGAGGCUGCUGCUCUAGGUGCUUGUGCGUCUGCCCCCCCUGGUACUCAGUCGACGGCAGCAGUGCACACCUUCACACUAGACUCAGGUGCUUCUCGCUGCUUCUUUCGUGACCGCACUGCCCUUGAGCCGCUUGCUCAGCCAGUUGCUGUCUCCCUCGCUGACCCCUCUGGGGGUCCGGUCAUUGCGACCUCCUCCACUGUCCUUCCCUGUCCUGCGGUCCCGUCGGGCACACUGUCAGGUUUCCACCUCCCCUCGUUCUCUACGAACUUGGUGGCAGGUAGAGCACUCCAGGACGGGGGUGUUCACCAGUUCACCCCUGCCUACGAGCGCGUGACACACUGCACGUGUGCUCGUACGAGCCGCCACUUGGCUACCUUCACUCGGCUGCCGGAGUCGGACCUGUACACACUGACCAUUGAGUCCCCUCAGGUCGCUGCAUCUGCGUCUGCGUCCGCGUCCGCGUCAGGUCAGCUGUCUGCCCCCUGCUCGUGUCGCUCUCUGGCGCACGAGAGUGUCCUCUUGCACCACCGACUUGGCCACCCGUCUGUGCAGCGCCUUCGUGCCAUGCACUCCCGGUACCUUGUCUCCGGUCUUCCCAGAGUCCUCCCUCCCCUCCCACCCUCGCCUGCUCCUCCCUGUCUUCCCUACGUCGAGGGGCGGCAGCGCGCCGCUCCUCACUCCUCCUCGUUUCCCCCGACGACUGAUCCCUUGCAGACGCUCCACAUGGACAUAUGGGGCCCAGCCCGCGUCCGUGGUCAGGGUCAGGAGAGGUAG